GACCUGAGAACCCAGGCUGAGCCGCUGCUGCUCCGCGGGAUGUGUGCGGGGAGAGCCCUUCCCUAGCGCCUCUCUGUGCCCAGCCGGGGGGACUUUCUCCGGGGGCUGGAACCAGCCCCUGGGGCAGCCCCGGGCUCUGCCGACACCAGCCCCUGAGCCGGAGCCUGCAGGUGAGGGGAGAGACCCGGGGGAAAGGGCUGGGACCGGGCAGGAAAGUGACUGCUCCAACGCCCCCUCCUCGCCCCAGCUCUGCUCCCGGAGGUGUGUGUGUCUGCGAGUCCCAGAGCUGCUGCCCUCCCUGACACACACACACACACACACACACCUCUCGUCCCCCUGAGCCCCUGCAGGAGCCGUGCCCGCUCCGGGAGAGCGAACGCCCCGCGUCGGGCCAGGGACCGAGUCUAGGCGAGAAGGAGAAAGACUGGAAGGGGCAACAGGAGAAAUUAUAGACUUUCCAAAAAGAUUUCCUUAGAAAAUAUUUUUAUUCCCAGACAAAAUCAGAUGGUGGGAUCGUGAGGGAGAAGGAGGAGGAUAAUCUUGAUCUAAAUGUUCAGAGGAAGGGAGAACCUCAUGAAAUGUUGUUAAGCAGAUCCAAAGGGAAUGUUUCCCAGAGUCCACCCCGGUGGAAAUUUUACAGGAAUAAGCACAGGCAGGGAAGACAGCAGAGGAACCACUCCAGUGGAGAGAGAGGGUAAACACACUCACACUCAAGGAAACAUCAGAAAGCUCAGAGACAUCAUUUUCUACCAGCAAAUCCCACAAGGAAUAGAGAGAAAGCACGUGUGCUGACUGAGGGGCGAGGCUUCGCUCAGAGCUCAGACCUUACCUGCUGUCCAAGGAGCCGCAUGGGAGAGAGGAUCCAUGACAGACCUGAGCGUGCAAAAAGUGUCAAUGCCAAAUCAGCUCUUACCCAGCCUCAGAGAACCUACGUGGAAGAGGAGCCCUGUGUAGCUGCUCACUGAAGGAAAUUGUUCAGUUAGAGCUAACUCCACAUAGAGAUCAGAGACACCCCCCCCCGUUCAAAUGGAAACAUUGAUUAUUUGUGGGUAGGAAGGGUAAUGGGAGAUGGGGCAGAGAGGAUGGAGCUGUUUGUGGGUUCAGUGCUGAUAGCUAGUUAGCACGGGAGCUGGAUGACUUGUUUGUCAGAUAGAUCAUAGGCGGAGGGAGCAGGUUCUUGAAGGGAACUCGUGGAUUGUGUGAGGAUUUGUGGGAGUGAACAGCAUAUGGUGGGAAGUGAGUUGGGGGUGGGGUCUGCUUUUUAUUUCAGUGGCCCUUUUGAUGUGAGCUGGAUAGUCUCAGUGCAGUUCCUAGCAGGAUAGGCAUCCACACAGGAAAACCAUUUACAGGAUCCAUUGUCUCAGCAAAGAGGCCAAGGAGUGGCCUCCGAUAGUGUGUUCUUUGCUGCUUGCCUGGUGUACAAUUUGUGAGGACCUGCAUGGAGAAUAACUCUUUGCAUAUUAUUUACUCAGCAAAUUAUUCAAACUCUCUUCCUGUUGGAGACAGCAAACUGCAAAUUCCUCUGAUCUACUGCCUGUGUGAAUUCACUUGACAUGUUUGUUUUUUUUUGGGGGGGGGGGUAACUCUUUGACUGGAUGGUGAAUAGUUUGCAACAAUAUUUGAUAGCCAAGGUCAGCUUAGUGAUUAGACACAUGGUAUUUUGCCAGGGAACUGGGAAAAUACCACCAGGCACCAAAGGAAUAACUUGUGACGAGGAGAGGGGCUUGAAGAAGCUGUUGUGAAUGAUUCGUGGAGAGGAACAGGUUAGCAGAGUAGGAGAUAAGAUUAGGAAGGUAGAUCAUUUUAAACCUCUACCGUAAGGCACUGCUGGCCUCACUUCUGGGGCAUCAUCUCUGGAUAACUGAGGCUGCUGUCAGAUUUAUUGGCUGGGUGCAGGAUUUCAAUGUAACUUUCUCUUGCUACAUUUGCACCCCGUAAUCUCAUGUGCGUCCAGGGUCUGGUCAGAGUGUCUCGGUGUCAGGGCUCUAGUAGGGGUUUGGGAGUCCUGUCCGUGUUCCUCAUUGGUGUUAAGCAGGGUCUUAGGUUGUUUUAUAUAUCAGCCUUUACCACUCGUUAGCACACAAUGAAGAGAAAUAAUCAUAGCAGCAGAGGAUGGAGAAACUCCUCUGCCAAACAGCCACGCUUAAGCCCCAGGCAACAUGCAGCCAGCCUCAGCAUUGGCACUUGCUUAGGAUUGUCGUCACAGCCAUGCAUGUCUGCCAGCUGCCAAUCACCACGAUCCACCACACAGAAAUACUGCUUAGCCGAGCCUGCUGUGUCUGGUGUCAUAGGGGAGUCAGACACUGGGGGACCCCUCUUCAUCCCAGAUGAGGUAUUGCAGGUUGUCAAGUCUGAGGCCGACGAGGAUGGAGCCAGCAUGGCCGGGGAGGCGGGCUCAUCAGGGGGCGACACGCUUUCAGACUACUCCUCUGGGGUGGACAGGGAAGCUCCCAUGGAGCCAGCUACCCCGGAGGACAUGGAGGAGCAGAAGGAGGGCAGCGACGGGGUGGGAUGCCCUAGCACGCAGGAACGGGGAGCCCAGCAUCAGAUGCUGAUAGCCUCAUAUUUCACCAGUGUCCAAAAGCAGGAUGAGCUGCCCAUCUGGAGCGGGCGAGAUCUCAGUGCUGGAGUGGGGGAAACCACAGGGAACAGCAGAGCAGAGCACAAUUCCCACAGCAUCGGCCCCAUCACAUCCUGCAUGCGUGCGGUGGCAACACAGGGUCCAGGGUCUGGAAGAUACCACCGACAGAAAUCAUGGGUCUGGGAGUAUUUCUCCAUUGACCCUGGGAACCCAACCCGUGUCACCUGCAUGAUCUGCCAGCAGAUGGUUAAGCGUGGGACUGAUCCCAAGCGCCUGGGCACGUCGUCUCUUGGCAAUCACAUCAAGCACAACCACAGCAUUGUCUACAUGCGCCAGAAGAACAUGGAAGGCCAGCAGCCCGGAGUGGUAGAGCCCCCCCUGACACCACAUGGGGCUGCACUGAAGUGCAGGGAGCAGAGUGGCACUGGCCGGGCCCCCAGCAUCGCCAGGAGACCUGGGGGCUCUUACACCCACCUGUCCAUCAAUGAGAGCCUGAAGAGGGGCACCAAGUACCAUCGGGCGCACUCCCGGGCUCUGGCGCUGAACGCUGCCUGUGCCAAGAUGCUGGCCCUGGACCUCCUACCUUUCUCCCACGUAGAGGGCGAGGGCUUCAGGGAGAUGAUGGCGGCAGCUGCCCCCCGCUGGCAGGUGCCCAGUCGCUCCUUCUUCUCCAAGAAGGCAGUGCCGGAGCUGUGCCGUGCAGUAAAGACUGCGGUGCUGCAGGCACUGGGGGGCUGUGAGGGCGGCCGCGUGCACCUAACGGUGGAUAUGUGGACCAGCGGGCAAACCACUGACUACAUGUCCAUCAGUGCCCACUGGGUGAGCAUGAGCAACAGCAGCAUCCUGCGCCAGUAUGCCACUCUCUACAUGUGCGGCCUGGAGAAGCAGCACGGCACUGGGCACAUGCUGGAGAGGCUGCGGGGGGUCAUCAGGGACUGGCUCAUGCCCCUCUCCCUCUCGUCGGGCUUUGUGGCCUCAGAUGAUGGACAGCGGGUGCAGCAGGUGCUGCGUGAAGGCAGCUUCCCCCGUGUCACCUGCCUGGCACACUGCCUGGGUCUGGUGGUGCGGGAGUUCCUGCACAGCAAUGAUGAGGUGGACCAGAUGCUGGCAGCAGCCAGGAAGGUCUGUGCCCACUUUGAGCACUCCUACACUGCCCGCCACCUGCUCUGGGAGCUGCAGGUGGAGAAUCAGCUGCCACGGCACCAGCUGAAGAAGGAGGUGGCGGUGCGGUGGAGCUCCACCCUGCACAUGCUGGAGCGGCUGUAUGAGCAGCGAGCCGCUGUCCAGGCCUUCUGCCUGCACCAUUCUGCCCAGGCCCAGCGGGCCGGUGGGCUGCACAUGGCCCAGGCCGACUGGCCCCUCAUCCGCAUCUUGUGCCAGAUCCUGCGGCCCUUUGACGACGCCACCAAGCUGGUGAGUGGGACUGACGCCAGCAUCAGCCAGGCCAUCCCGCUCAUCUGCCUGCUGGAGAAGAAGCUGCUCUCGCUGGUGCAGCAGUACGAGGGCGAGGGCGAGGAGACUGGCCAGGAGCUGGCCCACAGCCUGCUGCAAACCCUGCGGGGCAACCGGCAAAUCGCUGAGAUCCGCGCUCAGGAGCACUAUGUCCUGGCCACCUAUGUGGACCCCCGCUUCAAGAACAACAUGGCCUCCUUCGUGCCCGAAGGGGAGGGCGGUCUGCACCGCUGGACGCAGAGACUCAUCAAUGAGGUGGCCAAGAACAUCCGGGAUGUCUGGGACCAAGGCACCAGCCGGAGACAGACACAGCAGCAGCGCGAGGGCAGUGCCUCAGACCGGGGCAAGUACCUGUGGGACAGCCUGGAGGACUUUGGCCUCAUUAGCAUGGCCCCAGUGCUACUGGACUCAGCCAAGGCCCAGGCGGCCCAGAUUGUGGAGGGCUACCUGCAGGACACCGUGGUCCUGUCGGCCAGCGCUGAGCCCUUGAUGUACUGGCAGCUCAAGCGGGAUGUGUGGCUGCCCCUCUUCCAGGUUGCUGUGCAGCACCUGAGCUGCCCCCCCUCCAGCCUCUAUUCUGAGCAGCUCUUCACCAUGGCGGGGACCAUCAUGCGGAACAGGCGGACUUGCCUCUCUACCAGCAGCGUGGAGAGCCUGGCCUUCAUCAAAAUGAACAAGCACCUGCUCCCCCGGGAGUACCGGGUGCCAGAACAUGCGGCCGGUGCCAGGGACAAAGCGACGCGGAACAUGGAGGAGGAAGAGGACGAUGAGGAGAAGGAGGAGGAAGAUAACAUGGAGGGACUCUGACCACUGAUGCCACUUACUUAAUGUCCUUGGUGAUGGAAACCAUCCCAUGCCCGCCUCAUUGACACCAAGAGCCUACGUUGUCUUUCUUCGUGGAGACCAAUUGUACAAUACACUUUCAUGGGAAUGGGUGUGAGAUGGAUGCAGAGCACAGCAGUGGGCACCGGUGCCAGUCACCAUCUCAGAACUCAUUCCUCCCUGGCUUUGGUCUUGGUUGUGGUUCAUGGACAUUUGUAUAGAGCUUGGCAAAAGGUUUCAGUCAAAUAGUUCACCAUGAAAUGCAGUUUGGGGCAACUAAUAACAAAUUCAGGUCACAUUCAGCAAAUAGUUUCAGCUGAAUAAAACAAAUUAGUCAAAAUGGCUUAUUUUGAAAAUUUCAAAACAAAACAUUUUGACUUUUUUUCAUUUCAAAGUGAUGUUUCAUUAGAAAUUUAGCUGGAUUUAAUUUUUUUAAAAGGGUAAAAACACUUGACAAUUAAAUGAAAAUGAAGAAAAAAAAUUGGUUUGAACAAAAUGUUUUGCUUGGCCAGAAAUGGCAUUUUCCCCCCUGAUUUUUUUUUUUGGUUCAAUUGCUAAACUGGAAAAUCAGUUAUUCUCUCAGCUCUACAUUUGUAUUCUGCUGCGUCUUUCUGUCCAACUGCAAUGGGCAGGUGUGAGGAGAGUGGCCCCAUGGUUUUCACUGUAAUUACUAUUAUCCGUCUAGUGAUAUAUUUUUGGCAGUGUUUUAAUCUGUCGUGGGAAAUUGUUGAGUAUUCCCUAGAAAAGGGCAGUGUUAUUGUCCAGUUUAAAACACCCCAUUGGCUGUGAACCUACGUGGUCCAUGCUGCUGCUGACAGAGUGUUUCAGUUUAUGGGCAUUAACUUGUAUAAAGAUUUGGUCAUCUACAUUCCUGCCACUGGCUUGGCCUCAAUGGUCUCUAGUCCACAGGCCAUCAGCAAGGAAAGCUCUAGUGGAGGAAUGGGGGUGAGAAAACAGCAAAGCCAUUUUGGGGUACAAGGCCAAUUAUCUCUUUGGAAGCUCUGCAUUACAGGGCCUCCUGGCCUUCAAUUUACACAGCCUGUCAGCAAACUGGCUGCAGAAAAAUGUGCCCUAGCAGUGAUUAGAUUCUGGAAUCUUUUUAUACACGAUCCCCUGUAUGGCUGGUCUCUGAAAUGUUUUAAGAAAAUGACCUGAAAAUUAAGGCCAAUAUUUUCAAAAACUGGAUGAUUAAAAUUAAGGGCCUAACGGUGAGAUUUUCUAAAGGGUCUAAGCAUGAGUCUAAUUUUUCUGUGGAAUUUGUGCUCCUAAUCCCUUUAGGUGCUUUUAUUCAAGAAAAUGAAUUCAAACUGGGACAGGGCUACGAGGAUGAUCAGGGGAAUGUAGAGCUUGUCUUACAAGAAGAGAUCAAAGAGCUUGGCUUGGUUAGCUUAGCUGAGCAAAGGCUGAGAAGAGGGGAUGUGAUUGCUCUCUAUAACUAUAGCAGGGAAGUGAACAGCAAGGAGGAAGAAAAGCUAUUGAAGCUAAUAGACAAUAUUGGCACAAGAACAAAUGGGGAUAAAUUGGCAGUGAAUAACUUCAGGCUGGAAAUUAGAGAAUUUCUAACCACCAGAGGAGUGAGGUUCUGGAACAGACUCACAAUAGGAGGAGUGGAGGCAACCUAACUAGUUUGAAGAUGGAGCUUGAUAAAUUUAUGAAUAUGAUUAUCUGAUUGGGCUGCCUGCGAUAGCAGGGGACUGGACUUGAUGACAAACGAGGUCAUAGAACCAUAGGGUUAGAAGGGACCUCAAGGGUCAUCUGGUCUAACCCCCUGCCAAGAUGCAGGAUGUGUUGUGUCUAAAUCAUCCAAGA
Messenger RNA from Chrysemys picta bellii (western painted turtle), 6664 nucleotides. Its product is annotated as zinc finger BED domain-containing protein 6-like. Gene Ontology annotation, cellular component: nucleus. Lineage: Eukaryota; Metazoa; Chordata; Testudines; Emydidae. Gene Ontology annotation, molecular function: protein dimerization activity; DNA binding. The record is from RefSeq and is a predicted model, not a curated record.